Saprolegnia parasitica CBS 223.65 is the source of this 5311-nucleotide messenger RNA. RefSeq lists its product as hypothetical. The transcript is spliced from 7 exons. Lineage: Eukaryota; Oomycota; Saprolegniomycetes; Saprolegniales; Saprolegniaceae. The record is from RefSeq and is a predicted model, not a curated record. Bases 1 to 3864 code for a protein of 1287 amino acids.
AUGCCCGGUCCGCCCCCCGUGUCGGCCCGGCCUGAUGGCGAGCAUCGCGAGAACAGCCGGUCGCACUCGUCGUCGCGGCAUGUGGCCCAUGCGACGGCGGUCCAGCGCCGCCCAAGCGCGACGCGGCCGGCCUUUUUAUCGACACAAAAUCAGCGCUUGCAAAAGCGACAAGAGCUCCUCGAAAUGAACAGCUUCCAGGGCCCGUCCGAGGACACGACGUCGCUCCGGUACGCGCUCUCCGUCUUUGGUCUGGACCCGCGCUUUCUCAAGGACGCCAAGAACCCAAAUACGACGGCCAAAUUAGGGAUGCCGGGCAUCUUCCAGACGCACCCGACGCACCCCGAGGAGCAGUACCACCACUUUGCGAAGCGGCGGGCGGCGUACGUCGCCCAGACCGCGCGCGGCCUCGGACCGAUGCCAGGCAAUUGGCACAAGCAAUAUGCGUUCUUCAGCGAGCAGAUCCCGCUCUUUGACCGCCUCUCGCACGUCGCGACCUUGCCGCUGACCAAGUCGCCGGCGCCGUCGCCCAACAACUUUAUCGACUUCGUGUACAAGCAAGUGCGGCGGUUCGCCGAGCCGGGCGCGCACCACAUGUGGAUGCUGGACCUCGCGCGCGGCAAGUUUACGCUCGCCGAUAUGGUGCAGACGUACGGCGGCAUCGCCCACGAGUCGUGGCACCCGACGGAGGACGCCAAGUGCCCGAUCCUGGACACGGUCGCCAAGUACAACUGCGGGUUCCCCGAGGCCACGUGGUACAUUCAAGCCAACGUCGUGUACCAGGAGCUGCACAGCCUUCGGCGCGACACGGACCAUCGCAGCGGCGACUGGUUCUUCCACUCGAAACGGUACCAGCGCCGCGCGUACGAGUGGACGGGCCAGCUCCUCCAGUGCCUUGUCGCGAGUGCCCGCCAGAGCUACGACGAGCCGCCGCUUCUCAAUGCCGUCAGCAGCAAGCAGAAGAAGCCGUCGACGCCACCGCUGCCCGUCGCCGCCGCACUCCCGCCCGUGCCAACGAUCUCGGCACUCGAGAAGACCGUGUACCUCCUCCAGCUCUCGUCGUACCAGUUCCAAUUGCAUUUGCUGGACCGGAAUCGGUACCUCCAAGGCCUCCUCGCGCUCUUUCAAAAGUGCUUGGAGCCCAAGGCCGGCGCGUCGACGCCCGAGCUGCCGUUGCCGCUCCCAGUCAUGGUGCAGCUGCUGCAGACACUGCACACGCUUCUGCCCGACAUGCUCGAGCACCCGUUGUGCGUGAAAUUGCUCGUCAAGAUUGUCUUGCAGCAUUUGCAGCUGCUCGUGGGCGACGACGACGGAACCACCUCGAGGAGUCUCUACGCCGAGUCGCUCGUGUGCGGCAUGUGCCAUCUCCUCCGCGACGUCUUGCUGUACGCGACGGACCACCUCAUUCACGUUCGGGACGACGUGCUCCAAGUGUGGCCGGCAUUUGUGCUCACAGAUCGGUUCUUUGACCGGACCAUCUACUCGGACGAAGCCAUCGCGGCGUGCUUGGCGCAGUGCCGCGCCAAGCUCGACGAGGUCACUGCCCGCAUCGCCCGCGUCAAGGAGUUCCAUGCGGUGAUUACCCGCAAGCGCCACAAGGACGCGCUGGGCGACAAGAAGCAGCGCCACGACGUCGAGAUCUUUGAGCUUCUCGACGAGUUUCAUGGCGGCAAAACCAAGCUCGAAGCCGACGACGUGUACGCACAGAUCUUUCAAGACGAGCCUGUGACCGUCGAUGUCCAUGCGAUCCACGCCGUGUGCGAGUGGGCCGUCUCGAUCUACCGACCGCAAGAGUACAAGUUUGUGUCGGUCGUGUACCUUCUCGAGACGCACAACCACGCGCUCUGUGCGCGAGACUUGUCGUCGCGCGAGCACGCGUCGUUCUUGCAAGAGCCGUUGACGAACUUUCUCAAGACGUAUGUGCCGACGCAGAACGCCGAGCUGGCGUCGCUCCUGGACCUCUUUUCGCUCUUGAUUCGUCGCCGGCUCUUCUUUACCGACGCGUUUGUGCUUGCGAUGGACCAGUUUCUUGACCGGACGACCGGUGCGUCGUCGCUUCUGUCGCUCUCGUACUACUUUGAGUAUGGGCCGAACAAGGGCGGGUUCAAGGACAUUGCCGCCGUGCCGCUGCACGACCGGCUGCGGCUGUACCUAUGGCAGUUCCCGCGCGGCCCGGCGCCGUUCGGGGCGCUGCCAUUGCAGCUUCGCGGCGACAUUCAAGGCGAGACCGACACGGACACGCUCAGCUUGUGGAUGGAGCUCGUCGGCGUCGUGCCCGACGAGCUACAGCGGUCGCGCACACUGGAGCGGGCGAUGGGUCUCUGCAUGGCCGUGUUUUCGACGGCGCAGAGCACCGAGUUUGAGGUCAUGACCAAGGUCGUCGAGCUCUACUCGGCCAUCAAGCGGCUCUCGGCGCACGACAAGACGCGGCUGACGCAGUGGCUCCUUGCGCGCGUGUACGCCGUCGACGAUGCGGGCUUUUUCGCGCUCUCGGAGCUCUGCAAUGUCGAGUUUACGCUGCGCCUACUGCUCGUGCUCUUCGAGCUCAUUGACGUGCUGAGCCUCCUCGAGGUCGUCAUCCACUUUGUGCGGCACGCGCCCGUGUACAUGGUGAAAGCCGUGCUCAUGCCGCUUCUGGACCGGCACCAAAUGACGUUUUACGCGUCGCAGGACCUUCUCGCGCUCAUCCAAGCGUACGAGUACCGGUGCCACGCGUUUCGUCGCCACGGCUUUGACCCGGACGACAAGGUGCAGACGAUCGCGAUGUUCAUCGCGCGCAUCUACCAAAGCAACUCGAAGGCGCUGGACAAGGCGCUGAAAGCGCUCGACGCGCGGUCACCGCCCGAAGUGCUCACGAAAGCGUUCUUCGCGAUCCUCAAGGAAGACAAGCUCAAGACGGACCCGAGCAAGGACCUCUCGCUCGAAGGCGUCAACCACAAAUGCGCAUUUCCGAAGGACAAGGACACGAUGGGCCCGGACCUCGCGGCCGUCCUCGCCAAGAUCUUUGCGGGGCUGAGUCCGUCCGACGAGCCGAGCCCGGUGGUCGCCCGCAGCUUCACGCACCUCAUGGGCGCCGUGGACGCGAGCGAGAUGGCGUGCCGGGACAGUGGCGUCGAAGAGGCCGUGAACGCGCUCCUCGCGCACAACCCGUCGACGUCGCAGCAGCGCAUCUUUGUGUUCCGCGCGCUCCUCACCGAAGUCAUGGACAAGUGGCUCGCGCUCUUGCAUGCGACGGCGGCCAAGAAGGCGAGUACGACGUCCAACUCGAUUCGGCAAAUCCACUUUCUCGUGCCCCAGCAUCUGCACCGGUGCGUGCGCGUCUUGCGUGACUUUAUUGACGCGCAAGACGAAGGCGACCGCAAGCUCAUUCGUGACACGCUCCUCGCCUGGCUCCACCGCGAAGUCGUUCUCGGCUUUAACGGUCUUGAAAAGCCGACGCAAAAGGCAAGACCAAGCACCCGUUCCUCUCGCGCGGCGAGUCGAGCGGGAAGGAAGCGUACGCGUGCAACCUCAAGGGCCGGCUCGACAAGGCGCAGUACGGUCUCAAGCUCUUUCUGCAGUCGCUCGUCCUCCACGGCAUCCUCGAGCUACCCCAAGUCCUUCGGUUUGUGCUUGUGCCGGGCUUUCCGAAGAAGAAUGCCAAAACCACCGAGGCGCGGUCGCUCCCGAACCAGCUGCUCUCGAUGGCACUGGCCUUCCAUUUGCUCGGCGACGCGCCGCCGCAGUACACGCAAAUUGACGCCAAGACGAUGGCGCAGAUCGACGACCCGAUGCUCAAGUACCAUUGGCGCUUUCUGCGGAGCAUGGUGCCAUCGACUGUCUGGUUUCCAUUGCUAUUGCUGUUUUGCCAAAUGUCGUACCAGCUGACGACGGACGGGCAGACGCUCAAGCCGCGCGACGAACGCGGCAACCUCGCGAGCCUCAUCCUCUUCCACUGCACGAACGACAUGCUCGUGCGCGAGAGCCUCUUUGCCGACAAGGAGCUUCGCGAGCGCUACAUUGCCAACGCGGGCAAGGAGCCGGACAACGUCUGGAUGCUCAACGUGCUUCUCAAGCACCUCAGCCGGCCGCUCAACACGCCGGCCGAGCUCGCCAUGAACCGAAUCCAGCUGCUCAAAGCCGAGGCGAUUUUUGAGUCCAUGGACAAGUGGCUCGUGCACCGCGGCGGCUCGGCCUACCUCGAAGUCCAAAUGGUGCGGCAGCACGCCAAGGCUGUCAAGCGUGCGAAGAAACCGACCUUGCCUCGGCUCGUUGACACGCGCGUCGUUGACGUUCGCAGCGAUUAUGCGCCGCUGCUGGCGCUGCCUCCGCCGUCAUUGGACGAAUCGCACUUGGCGUCGUCGACGCUCUCGUCCAGCGACAAGAUUGGCAUUCUCGUGGCCCACAAACUCUUUGUGCGCUGCGCCCGCCCCGCCUUUUACGCGCCGGAGGUCCCUGGCCCGGCCUCGGCGACCGAGCUCGCGCUCGCCCAGCGCGAAACGAGUGACGUGGCCACCGCGCACUUGCUCGCGUCGUGCGUCACCUGCAUUCCAUCGGCGCAGAUCACGGCCAGCGUCCUCGGGGCCGUCGUCUCGCGCGUCUGCGAACAGCUCGAGUUUGACUGCCUCGCGCCGACCACGUCGGACGAGUUUUUGAGCGCGUUUUCGACCUCGGCGGUCGCCACCUUUCUUCGCCGCGUGCUCACGGCGCCGUUGACGCCGGCAACCAUGUACGCGCGCUUCUUGCGGUCCGUCCUCAAGCAGCUCGAGGGGCUCCGCGCUGCGUUCCAAGCCGACCCGGCCGACACGGCGGUGCGCGCGGCGCUCCGGCGCAAGCUCGCGCUGCGGCUCCAGCUCGUGAGCAUUGCCGCGUCCGUGACCAACUACACGCUGCCGUACCGCAACGGCAUCAUCAAGGUGCUCGUGACUCUCCUCGAGACGCCGCUCGUGUGUACGGACACGGGCCUCCCGCUCUUUUCGUGGAUCUUGGACCUCAUCCCGCUCAUCCCGUCGACCGUCUUUGCCGACAUGGAGACCUCGGACAUUGUGCGGGGCUUGCGCCUGCCGCCGGCGCUCCAGCGACGCGUGUUUGUGAUUUUUCCCAAGAGCGUCUACGGCGCGCGGCCGCUUCCGAUGGCCAACAAGCGCAAGAUGGACCCGUGGGCGCGCCUUGACGGCUUUCCCGACCUCCCGAGCGACGUCUUUGCGCCGCUGAGCGCGCCGGCCAAGGCCAAGCGGCGACGAAUCUGGCGCGCCCUGUAGUGCGACCCGUAUGUAUGCAAGUAGACAACCCGACGUCGUUCUUCUUGUUGUUGUAUUUGCUGCGUCUUAUGGCG